UUUACGCGAACUGUGCGUGUUGUGUUAAAAGUAAAUUAAUGUACACAUAAAAUGUAAUCCUCAAAGAAAACCAAAAAUGGGUCGUUCAAAAUUUCCUGGCAAACCCUCCAAGCACAUACACCGAAAGAGGGUCAAUGUUCUUCCACCCACAGGAGAAAUAUCUAAUGUUGAAUGUAGUGGUUCAGUGACAGUUGAUUCUGUUGUAGAAAACAAACAGGAUGAAGAUGUGACUGAAAAAGAUAGUGAAAGUCCAGCUAUUGACAAUGUUGUAAACACAAAAGUUUCAAUUAAAAGAAGACUGACUAGGAAAAUGAAAUCUUCUAUACGAAAUAAAAAUGCAUCCAAAAGAAAUUUGUUGUCUAAAAUGUGUAAUAAACCUACAGUAAAGCCUAAAAUAAACAAAGGGACAAGAACAAGUUUAACACGUAAAGCUGUACAUAGUUAUACAUCUACUUGUAGAAGUAAAACACCAAAAGAAACGACAAAUUUAGUGGGGAAGUUUGUACUACCGACAAGAAGUGUACAUUCUUCUCGUGUUAUAAAACCAAACAAACGUUUUAUUAGUGACUUAAACGAAGGCUUAACUUUAAAAAAGAAAGUUAGUAUUACGAAGAGGCACUGUGUUAAACAGGAUGAAGAUAAAUCGAAAGCAAAAACUAAGUGUAUUGAAAGUGGCAGCUUUGAUAACGAAAGUGAUAAAACAACAUUUACGAAUGGUCAUAAGGUUGUAUUGCGUCAAGCUAGGCUUAAACUACCGAAUCAAAUAGGAACUCAAGGUCCUUUCUCAACAAAACCUAACAGUUCACCUCCAGGUACAGUAACAUGUGGGGUUUGUGGAGCAGUUAGAUUUUAUCGGUUUGUUAAGCAGGCUCGUAAAUUCAACAUAUAUAGUUGUGAGUCAUGUAGAAAAUUCAUAACGAAGAUGAUAAAAAGGCAAGCAUGUGGCGGAAAGAAUACUCAAAGUACGUUAGUGUGUAACAAAGGCCAAGGAACUUGUCACGUGCCUCCAAUUGUUAGAAGUCAGCAGUGGAAGUUGACUAAAUGCGCAUACCGUGCUAGAUGCCCUGCGUGUUGGUUAAAAAUGUGCCUUCGAGCAUUUCAUAUGCCCCCAUCUUUAAAACAAGGUCUGACAUUGAUGUUGCCUAAAAACAUGCAAGGUUUAGAUGUAGUUUUUAACAGUACUUUGCCACCUUUACUGUGGCAAGCAAAAGUAGAACAAAAACUGGUGUUGGACAAGCCACAAGAGACAACGAGUUUAAAACAACGACCUGUCAGGUUUAAAAACCCCAAAACUCAAACCGUACCAAAUCCUCCAGUUCCUAAUUCUGAUAUUAAAAGGCAAAAAAUUGAUCUAAAAGGACCUCGAGUUAAACAUGUUUGUCGCAGUGCUUCAAUAGUGUUAGGUCAGCCACUUGCAACAUUUACAGAUGCGGAGAAAAAAUGUGAUACUCAGGAUCAACCUACUACUGAUAUUAAAAAUUCUGAAGAAAAAAUUUUAUGUGACAAAAAUGAAAUUAAGCCUACAAUUUCUAUAAGCAAAAGUGAAUGUGCGUCUAGUUCACCUAGUGAAUCUGAAUCCAGUUGUAGUGAUAAAUCAUCUAAAAUACAAUUUUCAUUUAACGAUUCUUUAGAUACUAAUAUCAAAAGGGAGAAGAGUUUUAGAAAUGCUACAGUGACUUCACAAAACUAUUCAGAGGUAUGUAAUGAUAGUGAUAAUAAGGUGCUAGCAGCUGAGUUCACAUUAGUGAAUGUGACAUUGCAUCGAUGGACGAACAAUGAUUUAGCCCUUAGAAAUUUACAACAUGUAAGAGCACCCGAGAGAAAAAAGAAUCUCAUAGAACCCCAAAACGGAAUCUUGAUAGAUUUUUGGGAUGGUUAUGAUCCAGAAAAUAUCUGUCAAAAUGGAUUCUGUAUUAUUGGAUCUGAGCAAUUUUCAGUGCCUGGAAUAUGUUUCUUAUGUGGCAGCGCAGGCAAGGAAGUUAUGCUUUAUUGUUCGAUUUGUUGCGAACCAUAUCAUCCAUUUUGUUUGGAAGAUGCACAAGCUGCACCUUUAAAUAAUAACACAAAGCAGGGAGCUUGGAUCUGUCCUAGAUGUACAAAAUGCUAUGAGUGCAAUCAAAUCGACAGACAGAAACUGAGCUGUCAUAAAUGUUUAAAGGCAUAUCAUCCAGAAUGUUUCAACCCUAAAUGGAAUGGGGAAGGCAAACCUACGAUUUGUGCAAAGUGUUUAAUGUGUAAAAGCUGUGGUACCAAUGGCAUCACUAAAUUUGUAGGGACUAUGCCUUUAUGCGUGCUUUGUUUCAAAUUGCGGAAAAAAGGAAACUUCUGUCCUAUUUGUCAACACUGUUAUGACGAAAACGAGUGUUGCUCAAAGAUGAUGGAAUGUGCUAAGUGUACUAAAUGGGUUCACGCUAAGUGUGAGAACUUAACAGAUGAACAGUACCAUAUUUUAAGUGUUCUUCCAGAAUCUGUGGAGUAUUUUUGUUCUUCUUGUUCUAAAAAGCCUUAUUGGAGAAGGGCUAUUAAUAAUGAGCUACAUUCCUGCUUCAGUCAAGUCUUAAGACAGUUGAGCAAAAACAAAACAGCUAGAAGUCUGUUGAAGUGGAGUCCUCUGAACAACCUCACCCCCUCAAAUAAAGCAAUAACGCACAUAAGGAAACUUCAGUUUUCGGAUGACGAUAUAGAUUUAGAUAACAAUAAUUGCAGCAAAGAUAUUACUGAUGUAAAUAAGAUUUACUCUUUCGAAGAAAAUGAGAAAUAUGAAGAGUCUAUAUCCAAAUCAUCGAAUACUCUCUCGGUGGUAGAUAUAAGAAAUAAAUUAAGUACUAAUGACUAUUCUUCUAUAAAAGAAUUCAGUAAAGAUGUAGAAGAAGCUUUAAAAUUAACUAAAUCGGAACAGUUACUUAAGAUAUAUCAUAACAUUUUCGAAAAUGUUUUUCCUUGGUAUGACAAAUCCUCGUCAGAACAGGAACCGCAAAAAAUUGAAAAUAUCGUUAGUGAAGAAUCUCAACUCAACCCUAAAGUAGAAGGAUCUUUUACUGAAAUAGUUCCGUUGGUUCCUGAUACCAGGAUAUGCGGAUUUUGUAAAGGAGUUGGUGAUGGUGUAAAUAAUUAUGAAUCAAGGUUGUUGUACUGUGGACAAAAUGAAUGGGUUCAUGCUAAUUGUGCUCUUUGGUCUUCUGAAGUUUACGAGGAAAUUGAUGGAUCCUUACAGAAUGUACAAAGUGCAUUAAACAGAGGUCGAUUGAUUCGUUGCGCACACUGCAAGCAAAAAGGCGCAAGUGUAGGUUGUUGCUACAAAGGCUGCCAUGAGACGUAUCAUUUUAAUUGUGCUAAGACAGCUAAACUAGUUUUUAUGCAUGAUAAAACAGUAUAUUGUUCCUCACACGAAAUAACUUCAAAAAGCCACGUGAUAACUAUAGAUAAAGAUUUUGAGAUUCGCAGAUCUGUUUAUGUAGAAUUAGAGCAGAAACGGAGAAAAUAUUGUGAAAUAGAAAAAGUAAAUUUUAUGGUGGGAUCUUUGUAUGUUAAAAAUCUGGGAAGAAUUGAACCUCUCGUCUCUGAUGGUACUGAAGCCAUUAUUCCUAUGGGCUUUAUUUGCUCAAGACUGUUUUGGUCCACUGUGGAACCAUGGAAAUUAGUUCCAUACACUAUUUCUACUUCCGUUCAAAAUUAUCACAGUAGUACGUUAACUAUAGAUAAAAAUUUCACGAUAGAUCACACUUUGGAAAAGACUGCUGUUGACAAAAUUAUGAGGGAAUUAAGUGCAUGGCAGAAAGAUAUCGAUAAAAAAAAUUCUGACAUAGAAUCCGAAGAUGACGAAGAGCAACAAAACGGAGCCGAUAUUUUAUCCCCGGAAUUAACUGAUGCCAUUUUAGAAGAACUACCACAUGACCUCCUUGAUGGCAUUUCUGUUCAGGAUAUUUUUCCAAAAUACUCUUACGAUGAUUUGAUCAGUAUGGACUACAAAACUGAGUUGAGUAAUUUGGAAAGUAUUACAGAAAACUACAAGAAGACUGAGAUUGAGGAAGAUAUGGAUCUGGAUUUAAAAAGUAACAGGGAGUUGAGGAGAAGCAAGUCUGAUGUCAUAUCUUCAAACAAACUUGAAAAUCUAUCAAAAUCUCGUCCAUCUCAGAGGUCAUGCAGCUUGACUUUAAGUUGUAAACUAGAUAGUUCCUUGUCCCCAGCUAUUAAACGACGUAAAAUGGCUGCUAGAGAAAACAAUAUGAUUUACCAACUACUACAAGUUGAUGGAAAUUGCGAUGAUAGCAGUUCAAGCGAAUGUGGAUCUCCUACAGGUAUGCCAGAGACUGAUCCAUGGGGAAAUUACGUUUCAGAAGAGCCAGUGACAUGCGAAAAAUGCCAGUGCACUUACCGAACGCAGGCUAGUUAUAAAAGGCAUCUGGAUUCAUGCGAAGUGCUCUGCACUAGUGAAAGCGAUUCAGAGAUGAUUCCAGAUCAGGAAAUGGUCUCUGCUUAUGUCAGUCCCACAGGUAAUGUUGUUGAGAACUCAGUUAUGGUAGAUGUUAAUGAACCAGUUGUUAUAUCUUCAUUUGAAUCAUACCAAAGUGAAAUACACACUUCUGUGCUUAAUACUCAAAGUUUUGUUACUUCUAAAUCGACAUCUGAGUUACUGACAGUGCCACAGACUUCUGAUGUGGUCAUUCAGAACUUACCGCAAGCUGUUGAACAAAAAUCAAUCUUACAGACAUUACCAGUUAACACAGUGACACCUAUUACUUUAGAAAAUCCUCAUGCUGAUCAGACUUAUACUAUAAGUCAACCCAUAACGAUAAGCGAUCCAUCUAUUUCAAUAUCUACGAACCAACCCCAGUUUUGUGUUAACCAAACAGUGCCUUUGUGUGUUAGCCAACCUUCACUUACGCUGCAACAAAAUAGUAUUCAAGUUCAGCCCACCGCCAACUACACAGGAAAUCAAGUGUUAUCUAUAAAUCCAAGUGGUUCAAUCUCCAUAAAUCAACUCAGUCAACCAACUGCUUCCAUAGCCAUUAAUCAAAUUAAUCAACCACCAGGGUCUAUUGCGAUAAAUCAAAUAAACCAACCCACAAAUCUGCAGCAAUCUUUAGAUUUUCAUCAACCACAGUCCGUUACUAUCCAGUCAGUUCCUUACGGUAACACAAUUUUAAAUGUAGGAAAUCAGAACCAAUUUUCGUUAAAUGGUAAAUUGAUAACGAAUCCAGUAAUACAGACAGUUAAUAUGCCAGGCACACAGUGGGUAAAACAUGUAGCUAAGCCUGCUGUUUUAACACAAAAGUCGUUAAAAUCAAGGGGGCGUAGUAGAACUAUAGCAGCUAAGCGUUCAACGCACUUUGAAGAAGGAGACACCAUAAUUUUACCAGCACAAAAUUCUACUGGGCAAGUAAUAGUGCAGCAUCUGCCGUCCACAAAUUAUGUUCCCGCUUUUGUUGAUGCUUUUCAACAACCGGGACAAAAUUUACAAUAUGUUGCCACUAUUACACCGCAAGUUAAUGCAGUGCCCACACAAUCUUUAGUACAAAUUCAACCAGACAACAAUAUUAUUAGUAUAGUGCCUGGCUUACAACAAACUAUGUACAUUCAGCAACCUAGAGUACUUGAGAAUCAAUUGGUUGUAGAUAGUAAUGGUACCCUUGGUUGGUCUCAACAACAAACUGUGCAGCCAGUAUAUUACGGUUUUGAAACCAUAGUACAAAACACUGUUAUGCAGUCACAACAGUUCCUUCCAACAACAAUGCCAGGUGUAUUAACUGCCAACAGCAGCUACUCAACUACCACACAAGUAUUCCAGACAAGUAAAUUAGAACCAGUAUUGGACGUACCGCCUAACAGUUUUGUAUUAGUGAAUCCCGGGCAACUGGUUAACUCACAGUCAAUUGUUAAUUCACAACCAAUUGUUAACUCGCAGCCUAUUGUUAAUUCACAACCAAUAGUAAACACACAACCGCUUGUUAAUUCACAGCCCAUUGUUAAUCCACAAUCCAUUGUUAAUGCUCAACCAAUCGUUAGUUCCCAUCAAAUCGAAGUACAGUAUUCCGAAGCACAGCCGUUGAAUAUAGUAAGCAACAUAGUACCUCAACCACAACCGCAACUUGAAAUUAAAACAUCACAACAGCAGCAAAUGAAAUACUCACAACCUGUUGUAUCACAUAAGUCGCCAACUGUACCAACCACAUCUGCCACUCACAGCAUCACUCUUCCAACUGCUCCGUUUGUAUCGGAGCAAGGAAUUCCAACUAACAUAGUAACUCCUAUUCCUAAACCUCCAACUUCUACACAAAGUCGGCCAAUGAGUAGAGUUCUUCCAAUGCCAACGAACAACACGAUAAAAGAACCAAAGAAAAUAAUAACUGAUGAUUCAGAAAAGAUAUUUUUCAUAGAAGAGAAACGAAAACCUGUACAGGUUAAAAUCGAAGAUAUCAAAUCCGCGCCUUUGAAACAACCAAAAAUACUUAACGGUGUUAAGACAGAAUCAAAGAAAUUUGAGAUAUUACAGUGUAAAAUAAUUAGACCAGCACAGCCGAAUCUUAUGAAAUCUACCCAACAGAUACUGGAAGUAAAACCUGCAGAUAUGAAACCAGUAGAACCACUGCAGAAAGCACCUAAGAUAGAAUCAUUGUCAGAAAUUAAAAUUAAGAUUAAAGAAGAACCACCAGUAGAAAAAUCUGAGGAAAUUUCAGCAGUAGAGGAUACAAAAGUAGACACAUCUUUAAAAUUAGUGUUCCAAAAACAGGGUCAAGAUGGUACUUAUAAAAUUAGCAACAACUUCACAUCAAAGCAACCGGUACAAGUAGCACCUUUAAAACCAAUCAAAUCAACUAAUGCACAGACCUCACCACAAUCCGUAACCGAAAGACAGUAUAAAGACGAAGAAAAAUUAGAAGAAAAAAUUGAACAUCUCGCCACCGAGGUUUCUUCUGUGAAAAAUCAAAUAAGCAAGAAGGAAAAUGACAAUUCAUCUUCAAUAUUGUAUACUAUCGAAACACAAGAUGGAUUUAAAUAUUCGUCGUCCUCAGUUGCAGAUCUCUGGACUAAGGUUUUAGAAGCCGUACAGUCUGCGAGAGCAGCUCACAAUAUGCCGCCUUUGCCGACAAACAACGGAAGUAUUAUGAACUCUAUUCAGAUCUUAGGUUUUAAAUCAAGUGGUUUAAAGUAUUUAAUAGAACAAUUACCGGGUGCAUCAAAGUGUUCAAAAUAUAAAUCUAUGUUUAACUUCCCUCCGCAUCCUAAUGAUAUUGAUGAUGAAUAUUCCCAAGAUCAUUUGUACGGGACUGUCAGGUGUGCUCCAUAUCAAAGUAAGAAUACAGAGCCUUACGACAUGUUUGGAUGGUUAUCUUCUAAACACAGGCAACCUGAAGAAAUUUCACUGGAUACUUUGGAACUUUUACCAAGGAGGGUGGUGAAUUUGCCAAUGGCCAUGAAAUUCCGUCAGUUAAAACUGACGUCAAAAUACUCAGUAGGUGUCUACCGAUCGUGCAUCCACGGUAGAGGACUGUUUUGUCUUCGGGAUAUCGAAGCAGGGGAAAUGGUCAUCGAAUAUGCUGGAGAGGUUAUCAGGUCCAUUCUGACUGAUAAAAGAGAAAAAUAUUACAAUUCUAAGGGAAUAGGAUGUUACAUGUUUCGUGUAGAUGAUAAUUUCGUUGUCGAUGCAACAAUGAAAGGAAAUGCAGCUAGAUUUAUAAAUCAUUCUUGUGAUCCGAAUUGUUAUUCGCGAGUGGUUGAAAUUCUUGGACAUAAACAUAUAAUAAUAUUUGCGCUAAGACGGAUACUAAGCGGAGAAGAACUUACGUACGAUUAUAAGUUCCCUUUCGAAGAGGAUAAAAUACCAUGUACUUGUGGGUCUCGAAAGUGUCGAAAAUUUUUGAACUGAUUAUCAGAGUGGAAACAGAUGUGUCUGUAUAAUUGUAAAUUUUUCUUUGUAUUUAUAUUGUAUAUAUCUCAGAUUUUUAAUUAUAAUGUAUUUUACUUCCUCAUGUAGCACCUAUAAUGGCCAUUAAAGUUUAUUACAUUCUUAAAAUAAUAGAAUUAAGUUUUUGUAAAGUCAGUAUUUGAAAUUUUUGUAAGUAUUUGGCUGUGAGGUUAUAUAUGCAUUUGUGCCAUUGGCUCGAUAGGUGCUAUAUUUUAAGAGUUUAAAUUUUUGAUAAAAAAAAUAUCAUGUGAUAUGUUGUGCAUAAUGAUUUGCAAAAAUUUCUUUAACAUUUAUAUGAUAGCUAUUUAAAAAAGGCUUGUAAUACGAGAUCAGAUUUUUGUAAAUAUAACUUUUAUGAAGAUUACCAAAUGAGUUUCUUUAUAUAUCACAUUUGCUAUUAUAGAUUUGAUAUUCUCAAAUGUUUUUAUUUUGGGAACUAUAGUGAAUUUUACCAAAUUAAAUUUUCAAGCCUUUGCCCACUAUUAACUUUUUUUAUUCCAAUAUGUAUUCAUUUUUUUUUAUUUAUUUUUUCUUUACAUCAAAAAAAAUAAUUCUUAACAAACCAUUUGAAUAUUGCACCGAGCAUUCAUAAUUCUUGAAAUUGAAACGUGUGCUUAGCUAAAUGAUUAUCAAUAAUUAACCAUUACAAUUAUUUCAUGACAAUUUUUUAAUAUAAUAUUCUUGGACAUGUUUUUAGAUUUUCGUGAAACUGUUUUGAUAAUUUGUUUCAAAGAAUGAAUAACUUGUACGAGCCUUAGUUGUAUAUUUUGUUUUGGUUUCUCGGAGGUUCACUUGUCAAGUUACCAAAAUAAAAAUUACUAAUUGCAAGAAAGAUAAAUAGUAUGCACUUGAAUAUAUGUACAAUAAUAAAACCAUCUAAAAUAGACUUUUUUAUGUACGAUAGCUUUACAACUACUUGAAUGACAAUAUUAACAUAUCAAUAUUAUGACUACAAUGAUGAAGUAGAAUUUGAACCAAUUCUGCAGCGUGAUACGAGGCCUUGUUAGGUAGUAUUGUACAUGAUUGUAUGGGUUGAUUUUUCCAGUGUCUUAAGAAUAUGAAUUUAACAUAAAAAAAAACUAAUCAUACCCUAUCUGGUGCUUACUACUUGUAUUUACAGCAGCUGUGCUAUAAACAUGUAUUUACUAUUGUCAAUAAAAAAUAUUG
This is a messenger RNA of Anoplophora glabripennis (Asian longhorned beetle), 9073 nucleotides long. RefSeq names its product histone-lysine N-methyltransferase trithorax (gene trx). Gene Ontology annotation, molecular function: histone H3K4 methyltransferase activity; sequence-specific DNA binding; DNA-binding transcription factor activity. Bases 77 to 7867 code for a protein of 2596 amino acids. NCBI's taxonomy places the organism in Eukaryota, Metazoa, Arthropoda, Insecta, Coleoptera, Cerambycidae. The record is from RefSeq and is a predicted model, not a curated record. Gene Ontology annotation, biological process: positive regulation of DNA-templated transcription. Gene Ontology annotation, cellular component: nucleus; histone methyltransferase complex. The transcript is spliced from 8 exons.